AUUUGGUCGUAUGAGUGCAUAUGCUCCCGAAGGACUUGGUUUUCAUUGUGGUCUCGAUUGGUUUGAUCGAUCAUUAGCUGGACGUAUUUAUUUUUUUCUUUUAUUUGUUGAUGUCUUUUUUAUACCGAUUAUAAUUGUUAUUUAUGUUAAUGUAUACAUUCAACAUACUGUUUAUCGUUUAACGCAUUUGAAACCAUCUAUUUUACUUGAACUUCGAACAGAUUCAAAUGAAAAUAGUUUACGACGACAUGUUUCAGAAACAUUAAAUGAAAAAGAAACUCGACGUUUACUUCGUUUAUAUGAAGAUCGUCGUUUUGUUUUAGCUACUAGUAUAAGUGUAAUUAUUUAUAUGAUUGCUUGGGCACCAUAUAGUAUUGUAGCACUUGCACAAGUAUUUGGUGAUCAAUUUUCUUUAUAUAAUCCAUGGUUAAUGACAACUUGUGCAGUUUUAGCUAAACUUUCAAUGAUUACAAAUCCGAUUAUUUAUGGAAUUCUACUUAAAGGUCGUAUCAUGAUGACAUUAACGUUAAAUAUGAAAUAA
This is a messenger RNA of Rotaria sordida, 541 nucleotides long. The record is from the annotation of a GenBank genome assembly. Lineage: Eukaryota; Metazoa; Rotifera; Eurotatoria; Philodinida; Philodinidae.